AUGGGUGCUCUCGACAGAAUCUCACAGAUUGGAGGCCAGGUGUCUGGCAACCCCACCGCCGGCGGCGUCUCCAAGAUCCUCGAAAAGCGUCCCGACGAUGUCGUCGUCACCGCCUGCUGCCGCUCCGCCUUCACCAAGGGCGGCAAGGGUGGCUUCAAGGACACGCCUGCCCAGGACAUCAUGGCCGGUGUCCUGCGCGCCAUCAUCGACCGCUCCAAGAUCAACCCCGCCCUCGUUGAGGACAUUUGCGUCGGCACCGUCCUCGCCCCCGGCGGUGGCGCCACCGAGAUGAGGGCCGCCAGUCUGGUCGCUGGCUUCCCCGAGUCGGCCGCCGUCCGGACCCUCAACAGGCAAUGCUCGAGCGGUCUGCAGGCCUGCAUCGAUGUCGCGCACCAGAUCAAGUCGGGCAUGAUCGAUGUCGGCAUCGGCGCAGGUGUCGAGAGCAUGAGCACGCAGUACGGACCUAAUGCCGUGACCGAAUUCUCCGAGCUCCUCGAGUCGCACCCCGAGGCCGCCAACUGCAAGGUCCCCAUGGGCGUUCUCUCCGAGAACAUGGCCAAGGAUCUCAGCAUCGGCCGCGACGCACAGGACAAGUUUGCCGCCGGCUCGUACCAAAAGGCAGCCAAGGCCCAGCAGGAGGGUCUUUUCAAGGACGAGAUUGUGCCCCUCAAGGCCAAGUUUGAGGACCCCAAGACGGGUGAGACCAGGGAGAUUGUCGUCGACAAGGACGACGGUAUCCGCCCCGGCGUGACUGCUGAGUCGCUGGGCAAGAUCCGCCCUGCGUUCGCCAAGGACGGCAGCAUCCACGGUGGAAACGCCUCCCAGAUCUCCGAUGGCGCCGCCGCCGUCCUGCUCAUGCGUCGCGACGUCGCCGAGAAGCUCGGCCAGACCAUCCUGGGCAAGUACGUCGCCGGCUCCGUCGUCGGCGUGAAGCCCCUCCUCAUGGGCCAGGGUCCCUGGAAGGCCAUCCCCCGCGCCCUCGAGCUGUCGGGCAUCUCCAAGGACGACGUCGACAUCUAUGAGAUUAACGAGGCCUUUGCCUCGCAGUGCCUGUGGUGCGCGAACGAGCUGGGUAUUCCCCAGGAGAAGAUCAACCCCAAGGGCGGCGCCAUCGCCUUUGGCCACCCCCUGGGCUGCACUGGCGCGCGACAGGUGUCGACCCUGCUGUACGAGCUGAAGAGGACGGGCAAGAAGGUUGGCAACACGAGCAUGUGCGUCGGCACGGGUAUGGGCAUGAGUGCCACCUGGGUGGCCGAAUAG
Messenger RNA from Emericellopsis cladophorae, 1260 nucleotides. RefSeq names its product 3-ketoacyl-CoA thiolase. The transcript has 3 exons. Gene Ontology annotation, molecular function: acetyl-CoA C-acyltransferase activity. Gene Ontology annotation, biological process: fatty acid beta-oxidation; phenylacetate catabolic process. The record is from RefSeq and is a predicted model, not a curated record. NCBI's taxonomy places the organism in Eukaryota, Fungi, Ascomycota, Sordariomycetes, Hypocreales, Bionectriaceae. Bases 1 to 1260 code for a protein of 419 amino acids. Gene Ontology annotation, cellular component: peroxisome.